Haliotis rubra (blacklip abalone) is the source of this 692-nucleotide messenger RNA. RefSeq lists its product as uncharacterized. The transcript is spliced from 2 exons. NCBI's taxonomy places the organism in Eukaryota, Metazoa, Mollusca, Gastropoda, Lepetellida, Haliotidae. The record is from RefSeq and is a predicted model, not a curated record. The coding region runs from base 264 to 692 and encodes 142 amino acids.
AUGUGAUGCUAUCUGCCAGUAUAUUGUUCACUGGACAGACAUACAAACAUGUUGCUGAUGUUGCUUCGUUGAUGAAUCUAACAUUUGUUGGUAAAAGUACCUUUUAUGACACUCAAAUUGAUUAUCUAUUGCCUGUUAUUGAAGAUUUUUGGAAGGCAGAACAAACAUCCGUGCUGUCAACACUACAAGACUCAACAGUUCAAGUGUCAGGUGAUGGGUGAUGUGGUUCACCAGGGUAUAGUGCUAGAUACUGCAACUACACCAUGAUGGAUCACAGCUCACUCAAGAUUCUUGACUUUGAGGUUGUAGAGGUGACAGAAGCAAAAAGUUCUUGUGGUAUGGAAAAAAUUGGAUUUGAAAGGGUGCUUGACAGGUUGAUUGGAUGCACAGAGUCUGAGUCAGGAAUGCAUGUUUCAAUAUCUGAUGUGUCCACUGACCGGCAUGUAUCUGUAAGAAAGCUUAUGCGUGAAAAGUAUGCUCCUAUGCACAUUAAUCACCAAUUUGAUGCUUAUCACAUGUAUUCAGCCCUUGCUCCAUGGGUGCAAUCAAUAUGUAAUCAUCUUUUUUGGUGUGCGGCUUCAUGUAUGGGAGAUGCUGACCUACUUGUUGCCCGAUGGGAAUCCCUGCGCUACCACAUUGUCAAUAUUCAUCAGUGGGGGUGGGCCAGGAUUGGUAACAUCAUGUUGUCAUGA